Molecule: messenger RNA, 1131 nt
Organism: Eimeria tenella
Lineage: Eukaryota; Apicomplexa; Conoidasida; Eucoccidiorida; Eimeriidae
Exons: 1
Coding region: 1-1131 (376 amino acids)
Source: RefSeq, a predicted model, not a curated record
AUGAUAGCCGGGCAGCAGCUUGACUUGCUGCUGCAUCCGAUGCUGCUGCUGCUGGCCUCAUUGCUGCUGCUGCUGCUGCUGCUGCAGGCCCUGGGGAGCGGGUGGUGCGAAGACUCUUCAAACCGCAGCCCCAAAUAUCUCAGAAAUGCUUUUCGACUUGCUGUGCUGCCAGUGCUCGCCGACUUUACGCAGCGCGCAGCUCAGCAGCAGCAGCAGCAGAACGAGCAGCAGCAGCAGCAGCAAGAACAGCAGCAGCAGGAGCAACAGCAGCAGCACAGGGACCACGAGGACCAGAUAAAUGGGACAGAUGCGGCUGCAGCAGUUGACUCCGCAGCAGAAGCUGCGGAAGACCUGGACGCGGAGCUAGCAGCAGACCUAGCAACAACGGAAGGAGCAGCAGCAGCAGCAGCACCAGCAGCAGCAGCACCUGACAGGGCCAGCUGUGGGGUUGCUGCCUUGCGGCGUCGGCUGGAGUUGCUGCACCGCCAGGUGCUGCUGAUGAAGCAGCACAUACACCAGGAAGCCAGUGCUUGGGAACGGACUCACCUCAGUUGUGCUGCUGCUGCUGCUGCAGAGGCAGCAGCAACAGCUGCUGCUGCGGAAGCAGCAGCAACGGCUGUUGCUGCGGAAGCAGCAGCAACAGUUGCUGCUGCUGCUGACAACAGUGCAGGUAAAGACACAGCAGCAGAGCUGAUUCCUCAGCCACUUUCAAAGGCACUGACUUCAGAAGCAGCAACAAAUGCAAGCAGCACACCAGCGGGCUCCCAGCAGCAGCAGCUGCAGCAGCAGCAGCUGCACCUGGGUGUGCCCGCUUUUCCUGUUGCUGCGUGGGCCCAAGUUGGCUCAGAGUUCAUGAAGCAGCAGCUGCUGCACCGCUGGCUGCGGCGGGUCAUGGGGGAAGGAGAAGUGCUGCAGAGGACUGUUGAGGCCCUGGCAGCUCAGCUUGCUGCAGCAGCCAGCAGCAGCAGCAGCAGCAACAGCAAGAUCUGGCGAUUAGACGUGGGUGGGAAUUACUUCGUUGAAGGCAGCAGGCACCACGCGGUCCUUCGCCGCCGCCCGAUGCAGCAGCAGCAGCAGCAGCAACAGCAGCAGCAGCACCGGCACAGACAGCGGCAGCAGCCAAAGCACUAG